Messenger RNA from Talaromyces rugulosus, 1686 nucleotides. RefSeq lists its product as uncharacterized. The record is from RefSeq and is a predicted model, not a curated record. The transcript has 10 exons. NCBI's taxonomy places the organism in Eukaryota, Fungi, Ascomycota, Eurotiomycetes, Eurotiales, Trichocomaceae. Bases 1 to 1686 code for a protein of 561 amino acids. Gene Ontology annotation, biological process: protein import into mitochondrial matrix. Gene Ontology annotation, cellular component: PAM complex, Tim23 associated import motor; membrane.
AUGUCUGCUUCCAAGGUGCCCGACACGCUCAUCCAAAAACACCCACUGCAGCGACUGCUGAGCCCCUCUCGGCAAACAUCCGCAGCCGUCCACUUUCUUGGGCUGGUGAGCUUCGGGCUGUCUUUUAAACAUCUUGUCGACAAUCCAACUUUUGCCUCCGAUGGCUAUGGAUGGUACUUUGUUUUCCUGACCAUUAUCGGUCUUUUAAUAUCGACCCUGACCUUUGCCGUCGGGCUCGCCGCGGACAUUACCCUUUCUCGCCGCCUCUUUCUAUUGAAGAACCUUUUGUCCGUGAGCAGUACUCCGUUGGAAGUACUGAUUAGUUUGUUGUACUGGGGGAUUCGAGCGGUGGAACCCAGCUACAUCUUGCGGGAAGAUGAUAUUAUAUCAUUUCAUGUUGAUCUGGGCUUCCAUCUGAUGCCCGCUUUAUUCCUGCUCUUUGACCUUUUAUACCUCUCGCCGCCAUGGACCAUUUCCGCAGCGCCCGCCAUUGGCAUUUACAGCGGCAUUGCCUUUUGCUACUGGUUCUGGCUUGAAAAGUGCUACUCGAUGAACGGAUGGUAUCCCUAUCCGCUGAUGGAGUUGCUCGACACAAAGGGGCGCAUCGCGCUGUUCUCGGUCGCCACGGCUUUAAUGUCAAUCAACAUGGUCACGCUGAAAUGGCUUAUUGGAGCAUUGCGUCGGCAGUUCAUGUGGCUGGAUAAAACCCACAUUCUAGAAUACGCUGUACAUGUGAACCCAUUACAUAAUCCGCAUGUGGGUCUCCAAAGUUACGACACCCGGCGAGCUCUGGAAAGCUUCACUCGCACUUGCACUUCCAUUGAUUGCAUCACAAGACCAACAAGCGACAAGAUGCAUGCCACCCUGAUACACGCUCCUUUACGGACUGCCAUACUGGGCAGCUCCCGCUUCUCGUGCGGACUGGCGCCAUUCGUAUCCGCCACUUCAUUGGCACACCAGCCAUCACCAUCAUCGUCAACAGUACCACGAGCCAAAAACAAUGCAUCGUCGAAGCGAGGGUUUGUCACUUUUUCAACAGAAUGCAAAGCUCGCCCUGCUGUCCGAUCGCAGCUAUGCAAACAAAAUGCCAUGUCCAGCCUCUCACAGAUUUCUUCCAUCUCCUGCAAACGCAGUUUCAGCAGCUCUGCCAGCGCAAAAUCACCAUCUACAACGGGAAAGAAGAGCAGUGGUUCUGCAGCAGCAAACACGAAAUACCAAGACGGCGCCCCCCUCGACUGGAACACGUUUUUCAAACUGCGCACAUCUCGCCGCCGCUACUCGCUCGUCUCGUCCAUUCUCGCGUCGCUUGCCAGCACUGCUGUGGGCGUGCAGGUGCUUUCGGCGCAGGACAUUGAUACCAUGGGUGCGCAGGUGAUGGGUCUUGAUCCGUUUAUUGUGCUGGGUCUGGCGACGGCGGCAUGUGGCGCGCUGGGAUGGUUGGCUGGGCCAGUUCUGGGGAAUACAGCUUGGGGGCUGGUGAAUAGGCGAUACCGAGGGGGGGUUGCAAUUAAAGAGAAAGAAUUCUUCCACCGCAUCAAGCGCUACCGCGUUGACCCCUCGGCAAACUCAAUCGCUAACCCUGUACCAGACUACUACGGCGAGAAGAUUGGCAGCGUGCAGGGGUACCGCCAAUGGCUCAAGGACCAGCGGGCCUACAACCGGAAGAAGUCGAGAGCUAUUCUGUGA